GCUAUAUUCACACCUAACCUACAAGGAAAGGUUAUUUGCUCAGUUUACCUAGGCAUUAUCACUCUCUUCAUGAACGUUCUCCCUUUUCACGCGGGAUGCUGUUAAUAUAACAUCUCACCCUCAAACAAAGCGACGAUGUCUUCGGAAGAUAAAAAGACAAAUUCUAAUGCAAAUAGAAUAAUUUGUCCUUUAUGCCACACUGAAAGACAUCAGACCUUUAAACAACUGAUGAAACAUUUGACGGAUCAUCAUGAUGUUGAAAAUAAUUCAAUCGUCAAAAAAAAAUCCCAAAUUUUAAGGAUUUCUUGGAAUGGAAGAGUAUCGAAAAUCGCGAUGUUGACUAUUGUACUCACCGCACAUCGACUUAUCGUAGGAAAAAGUACAUUUCUUAUAGAUGCAAUAGGAGCAAUUCAGAAGGAUUUGUCCCUACUUCUAAAAUACGCAUGUUAUUUGCCGCUGAGAUCAUUGGACAUAUGCCCUGGCGUUCUGCGACGGCGCAAUGGAGAAAAUAUCAAAUUGUCAAAUUUAUGGUCGUUGCAGUUCUUGGAUCAAUUUGGGAGACAGUCCACAACAUCAUAAGGACCUGAGUGAGCGAUAAUCAACUAUAAUCCGGAUGUGGAGGACCAGCAACAAAAAAUAAGAAUGCUCUCCAAUUUGGUAGGAUUAGUUAGGUGCGUUAGCAAACACUUAAAAAUCGACACCUAACCCUCACAGAAAUUUUUCCAUCUGCGCUUGCGCAGAUGAAAACUUCAAUAACUCAGGAACGGCUGGACUGAUUUGAACAAGAUGGGGCUCAUUGGAGAGCUGGGG
Molecule: messenger RNA, 810 nt
Organism: Harmonia axyridis
Lineage: Eukaryota; Metazoa; Arthropoda; Insecta; Coleoptera; Coccinellidae
Exons: 2
Coding region: 136-579 (147 amino acids)
Source: RefSeq, a predicted model, not a curated record